CUCUUUGCGCCACUCAACGGCACCGGAAGUCGGGGUGCGCAGGCUUCGGGAAGCUCUUCUGCUGGCUUCUUGCUCUGCUUCGAGGGCACGGUGUCGCCAUGGUCUCAGACGAAGAUGAAUUGAAUCUACUGGUCAUCAUAGUUGAUACCAACCCAAUUUGGUGGGGGAAGCAAGCAUUAAAGGAAUCUCAGUUCACGCUGUCCCAGUGCAUGGACGCCGUGCUGGUGCUGGGGAACUCCCACCUGUUCAUGAACCGCUCCAACAAGCUGGCUGUCAUUGCCAGUCACAUUCAGGAGAGUCGGUUCUUGUAUCCUGGAAAGAAUGGCAGACUUGGAGACUUCUUUGGAGACCCCGGCAGCCCCACUCCUGACUUUAAUCCCUCUGGGAGUAAAGACGGCAAAUACGAGCUGCUCACAGCAGCCAACGACGUGAUAGUGGAGGAGAUUAAGCAUCUGAUGACCAUGAGUGACAUAAAGGGUCAACACACAGAAACUCUGUUGGCCGGAUCCCUCGCCAAAGCCCUGUGCUACAUUCAUAGAAUGAACAAAGAAGUUAAAGAUAACCAGGAGAUGAAAUCAAGAAUAUUGGUGAUCAAGGCCUCAGAGGACAGUGCACUGCAGUACAUGAACUUCAUGAACGUCAUCUUCGCUGCGCAGAAACAGAAUAUUGCAAUUGAUGCCUGUGUCUUAGACUCCGACUCGGGCCUCCUUCAGCAGGCUUGUGACAUCACAGGAGGGCUGUACCUCAAGGUGCCCCAGAUGCCAUCCCUGCUGCAGUAUUUAUUGUGGGUUUUUCUUCCUGAUCAAGACCAGAGAGCUCAGUUAAUCCUCCCGCCCCCGAUUCAUGUUGACUACCGGGCGGCUUGCUUCUGUCACCGGAACCUCAUCGAGAUCGGCUACGUGUGCUCUGUGUGUCUGUCGAUUUUCUGCAACUUCAGCCCCAUCUGCACCACGUGUGAGACGGCCUUCAAGAUUUCGCUUCCUCCUGUGCUGAAGGCCAAGAAGAAGAAGCUGAAAGUCUCCGCAUGACACAGUGGGGUUUCCUUUAAGGCUGUUGUGCAUAGAGAUGGUGGGAGAAUCUCCCUGGGGAAGCUGAUGUGGACAUCCUGGCCCAGAGCGUCUCCCCAAGUCUGCUCGGGCUGGAGAAAGCAUAGGUUUGUGGCUUUGACUUUUUAAUGGGGCUCAUUUGUCAGAGCCGCCUGCCGUCGCCGAUUCUAGGCUUUGGUCCUCUUCCCAAGUCUGCAUCCUUACUGCGAAGGUGGGCCCAGCAUUGGAGAAAGUAACCGAGAGAGCGGCCUCAGAUCACACCGAGCCUCCGGAUAGUUGUGGAAUACACCCCAUGUCCGUGUCCAGAGCAGCCUUGGAU
Molecule: messenger RNA, 1365 nt
Organism: Fukomys damarensis (Damara mole-rat)
Lineage: Eukaryota; Metazoa; Chordata; Mammalia; Rodentia; Bathyergidae
Gene: Gtf2h3
Product: general transcription factor IIH subunit 3
Exons: 13
Coding region: 99-1028 (309 amino acids)
Biological process (GO): nucleotide-excision repair; regulation of DNA-templated transcription
Cellular component (GO): transcription factor TFIIH holo complex; transcription factor TFIIH core complex
Source: RefSeq, a predicted model, not a curated record